GUUGCAUCCGUUGUUCACAGUACGAGCAGCCCUUAGCGGCUCCCCAUCUCACAAGUGUUUAUGAAGUCGGCUUUCCGGCUUAGAUCUUUUUUAUUGUGUGACAUGUUUCACAUCAGGCCCUGCGUGUGCUCCAUCAGUUUCAAUCACUUUCAUCAAUAUGGUAUUGUUCAAAGGUAUUGUUCCUCCAAAAGGUUGUGAUGAGUUCAUGUACAGUGGACAGAAAGGCUUGCAGAGGUUCUUUGUUCUUGCCCUACUGUGUGUGCCUUGGAUACUUCUUGCAAAACCCAAUGUUUCGAUAAUGACCGCAAAGCCCACCAACUGUUUGCUCUUUCAUUUAACAGACAAUCUUCUGACUUUCCCCAACUUUCAAGCCAUCCCGUACCUGCAGAGAAUGGCAUGGAUGCGGAGGUGGGAUCGAUGUCAGGGACAGCACACUAAGGACAGUAAAGAUGGGGCUCCCGUGCUGCAGAGCAGUGAAGACCACGACCUGGGAGAAAUCUUCAUCCAUCAGGGCAUCCACACGAUGGAGUACGUGCUAGGCUCUCACGCUGCCUUGUAUCUGUGACUUUGGGCACUGUCACUGGUGCAUGCCUGUAAGUAUAUGUGGUUAUCUUUUACUUGUUUUUCAAAUAAUUUAUUGCACUAUGGCAAUAUAUUUUAAAUAUAGAGUAGGAAAAAUUAUAUUUCAUAGAGGUGCCACUGAAAGUAAUAAAUUGUAAAUCCUGGUUUCUGUGGCUGUCCUAGAUAUAAUAUUGCUUGUUUUGAUUUACUCAUUAACUCAUUCUUUUCCAUGUUUAAUUUCAACAAACUUAAAUCAAACCAGGUAUUUAAUUUUGUUAAAGUAUUUAAUACAGAUUGUGGAAUUUGGUCAGUACCGUUACUUUCAGUAUAAUUUCAUAUUUAGUGGACAUGUACAGUGAGCAGAAAGAGUAUAGGUGUCCCAUCAUUGUGUAAUAGGGGCAUUCGGCAGUAGAUGAGCACUUAAAAGGAGAGAUCCUCAGAGGUGAGAUUGACUGUUAGUGAAACAAUCUGUAUGAUGAUGUAAGUUAAGUUAGUCACUCACCCCUGUGGGACCUAUUCUGGGAGUAAUCAAUGGAAAAAAUCGGAAUUUUAUGUGACACUCAAUAGAAUUAAAAUAUAAUAGUAUAUUGGCUUGUUACAUGGCAUAACACAUAGGGUAAGGUUGUAGGUUUGAAACUAAUAAUGGCGCUAAAUUUUUGUCAAUGUCUUUAUUACUUUUAUUCCAUUAAUGGUUUUAAAUCUAAAUUUUUUCCUUUGUCACAACUUGUUAAUCACUGAGUAAAA
Molecule: messenger RNA, 1305 nt
Organism: Schistocerca gregaria
Lineage: Eukaryota; Metazoa; Arthropoda; Insecta; Orthoptera; Acrididae
Product: V-type proton ATPase 116 kDa subunit a 1-like
Exons: 4
Coding region: 158-565 (135 amino acids)
Biological process (GO): proton transmembrane transport; vacuolar acidification
Cellular component (GO): plasma membrane; proton-transporting V-type ATPase, V0 domain; vacuolar proton-transporting V-type ATPase complex
Molecular function (GO): proton-transporting ATPase activity, rotational mechanism; ATPase binding
Source: RefSeq, a predicted model, not a curated record